AUGGCAAUAGAAUUGCAAACAAUCGUGGAUGGUUUAAAUAAUGAACCAUUUAAAAUGAAUUUGAAUUUGAUCAACUUUGAUGCAAUAUCCAAUGAGCAAUUGCUGCAAAUUCUAAGCAAUGUGCUAUUAUGGAUCGAAGAAUUAGAUUCGAUAGAUAUCCGUGAAGAAGGUGCUGAUGUGACAGCACUUCGUUUAUUCAGUUCUCUUCGUGUCCUCAAAUAUCGUCCACCAGCUGAUAUCGAAAAAUUACAACAAUGGAGACGUAGUAUUGUGGAAGGUGAAAAAAUGGUAAUUUAUCCAAUAUUAGAAUGGAUUUUUAAAAAUGUGGAUGCAUUAAAAGAACGAGCAUAUUUGGCCAAAUAUCUCACAAGAAUUGAUGUCCCAGGCGCAUUUCAAGAUCCAGAAAUAAUUGAUUUAUCAAAUCAAAUUUCAAUUUUAAUGGAAGAAUUCAAAGAUGUACAUUCACAGGUUAUAGAAGCACGUAAAGAUUCAUUAAUGAUGGAGAAUAUACGAACUGAUUUAAACUCUAUGAAAAUUGAAAAAGAACAAUUGCGCAAUCGAAUUGAUAAAAUUGAACGUAAACUUAGUAAUGUAGCAAAUAUUGAACGUUUGCUACGAUUAGCUGAAAAGUGUCGAAUUGAAAAUGAACAAUUGGAAAAUGUUGAACGUCUUAAAUUGGAGCAACGAAACUUGAUUUUAUUCAAUGAGCAAAAGCUACAGCGUUUGAAUGUUUCACUUGAGGAAACGAAAAAUGCCGGUGACAAAGUUGACCCAACAGAAAGAAUGAAAGCUUUAAAGGAAGAAAUGGAAACAAAUCGUUAUAUGAUUAAUGAAAAAAUAUCAAAAGAAAUUGAAGCAAAACGAGUAAUUGUUGCUGAUUUGAGAAAAGUGGUUGAUAUUGCUGAUAUCAAUAAAAAUGAUAUUGCUGAACUACAACAAAAAAUUGAGAAAAUGAAUCAAGAAAUUAUGGAACUAGUAAAUGAGCGUGAUCGUAAAGAUGAGAACACAGAUAAAUUAUCAAUUUAUCGACAUCAAGCUUCAGUUGUUUAUAAGAAGAAAGCAAAACUAGUUGAAAAAUUACAAGAAGCACGUUUUGAAUUGCAAAACAUUACAAAUAUGGUAGAAACGAAGAAAAAUAAUUUACGAGAAAAAGAUGGUACAGAAUUUGUGAUUACAACCACGCAGUUUAAAAAUUACGUUAGCAAGUUACGCACUAAAACAACAGAUUAUAAGCGAAUGCAUGCUGAAAUAAAUGGCUUAAAGAAUGAGCACGCUAUACUGUCGCGUACUGCAGAAAUUCUUGCAAAUCAGUGGCAUACACUUAUGCAAAAAAUUGAAGAAAAUGGAGGACGAAUAAUUGAAAUAUCUGGCAUAAGUGAUGAUAGAAAGUCUGAAAUUGCAAAACCGGAAAUAGAUGAUGCGGAAAAGUUACGAGAAAUGAUUAAUGAAUCAAAUCAACAGAUUGAUUUGAAAAAAAUAACAAUUGAUACAUUAAAACAAUCAAACAUGGAAUUAAAUAAACAACUUACUGAUGCUACAGAACAUUUCAAUAUGAAAAAACAAAAUUAUGAAAAGUCUGAAGCAAAUUUUGAAAGUGCAUUUGUGGAAAUUGAAAAGAAUGUUAAAAAUAUGAAAGAUGAAAUGGAUACGAAAAAGCGGAAGAUUUAUCAUGCCGAAAUCGAACUGAAAGUGAUGAAAACUAUUUCGGAGAAGUUAAAACAAGAAGGAUUAAAAUUAAUUAAUCAAAUAGAGAAUGAAAUUAGUCGUGUCAACAAUGAAGUGGAAAUUUUGCAACGUUCAGAUCAAAGCAAUGGAUUAUCAGUAAAGGAAGCAACUGCUCAAGUAGCAAUGUGGCGAUCAUUGAUGAAAAUUUUUCAACUUAAAUUACAAAUAGCAGAAGAAGAAAGAAAAAAUGAAAUGUGA
Messenger RNA from Brugia malayi, 1923 nucleotides. RefSeq lists its product as hypothetical. Gene Ontology annotation, biological process: intraciliary transport; cilium assembly. Bases 1 to 1923 code for a protein of 640 amino acids. Gene Ontology annotation, cellular component: centrosome; cilium; intraciliary transport particle B. The record is from RefSeq and is a predicted model, not a curated record. The transcript has 13 exons. Gene Ontology annotation, molecular function: tubulin binding. Lineage: Eukaryota; Metazoa; Nematoda; Chromadorea; Rhabditida; Onchocercidae.